AUGGCUAACGACGAUGGGGCGCACUACCACCAAAGUUGGAAGGACCGCCUCUCGGCCUUUGAGCAACAAUUUGACGCCCAAAGCUCGAGCUUCAUCGCGCAACUCGCCGCGCAGAACGAAAAUCUUGCCGCGCAGGACGCAAUAAUUGCCGAGUUGCAGGCCCGGAUCGCUGAACAAGAAUCCAAGAUAAGACAGCUCAUGAAAUGCCGGAAAAUGUACUUCAACGUACGUGAGCGUUGCUGGCUCGGAUUCCUGCGAGAUUCCUGUGUAGGAGAAGGCGAAAAGCACAAGAACAGGAUCAGACUGUUAAAUUCGGCAUUCGUGCAUGGAGGCGAUGUCACUUCGGACGCCCGCAUGCUCUGCGAAAGACGUCCAGCAGAGGAGAAUCACGCCUUCGAGAGCUUAUAUGGAUUGCAGCCGCAGGAGAUUCUUGGUCUACAAGAGGCUGGUGGCCGUAAGGUGCUUCUACUUUUGAACUUCGUCGGUGACACCAGGCUUCAAGCUAAGUGGAUUUUCAACCAAGCUGAUGACGAAAGCUUGCGAGAAAUUGUGAGGCUGGUAGGGGAGAACCGACUUGAAGAGGCGGGAGAUCUUGCUGAAGCUUUUCCUGUUGAACAAAAGAUUGAAAUUACACGCCACGCUUUACCUUCAAGAAAUUGGGGACUAGGCCAGAUGCCUCUAUAUUGA
This is a messenger RNA of Penicillium diatomitis, 687 nucleotides long. RefSeq lists its product as uncharacterized. The transcript is spliced from 2 exons. Lineage: Eukaryota; Fungi; Ascomycota; Eurotiomycetes; Eurotiales; Aspergillaceae. The coding region runs from base 1 to 687 and encodes 228 amino acids. The record is from RefSeq and is a predicted model, not a curated record.